Aspergillus udagawae is the source of this 1047-nucleotide messenger RNA. RefSeq names its product arylamine N-acetyltransferase family protein. Gene Ontology annotation, molecular function: acetyltransferase activity. The record is from RefSeq and is a predicted model, not a curated record. Bases 1 to 1047 code for a protein of 348 amino acids. The transcript has a single exon. Lineage: Eukaryota; Fungi; Ascomycota; Eurotiomycetes; Eurotiales; Aspergillaceae.
AUGUCAUCCAACUCUGCGCCCACCGUGCUCACCCAGCUUCCGUUGGACGAGGACGCCCGUCCACGCUACAGCGAUGCCGAGUUGCGCGACUACUUUGAGUGCAUCAAGCUCCCACAAAAGUACCUGGACUCGGCUGUGCUGAAAGACGCGACACAGGCUGGAACCAAAGAGCAUGGGCUGCCCUUGCUGCGGGCCCUGACACGGCACCACGCAUGCAAUGUCCCUUUCGACAAUCUCGUACUGCACUAUUCGACACACAAGACCGUGACGCUUGACCUGGCGGAGCUCUACAUGAAGAUAGUUCGCCGGCGGCUCGGCGGGCGAUGUAUGGAGAACAACAGCUUUUUCGGGACCGUCCUUCGCUCGCUCGGCUAUGAAGUGCGCAACUGCGGAGGCCGCGUAGCGCGGGCAAUGAGUCCCUACCCAGAUGUCCGGCGCAAUCAGGGCUCGACUUAUGACGGGUGGAACCACAUGCUCAAUCUUGUGCGGCUGGACGACGAGUGGUACGUCGUGGACGUGGGAAUGGGCUCCAAAGGCCCCAACCUCCCAUUUCCGCUGCGCGACGGAUUUGAGACGACCAGCAUCCCCCCACGUUUAAUUCGCGUGCAGUUACGGUCUAUACCUGAGUCGUACGCGACCAACUCCGCCAACAGCAUAGGACCGCCGAAGAUGUGGUGCUUCGACGUCUGCUACGACCCAGCUGAUGACGCCAAGAAAGAGUGGGUGCCGGUCUAUUGCUUCACGGAGACUGAGUUCUUGCCCCAAGACUACGAAGUCAUGUCCUGGUUCACGUCGACAAACCCGAGAUCCUUCUUCACCAAAUACGUCACCUGCACGAAAAUGCUCAUGGACGAGGCCAAGGAGAUGAUUGUGGGUGAUGUCACCUUGUUCAAGGACACCGUCAGAGAAACCAUUGGCGCCAACCGCAAGGUAAUCAAGGAGUGUAAGACGGAAGAGGAGCGUUUGCAGGCGCUGGCUGAAAUCUUCAACGUGCAUCUGACAGACGAGGAGAAGAGGGCGAUUCCAGACGAUAGGAUAUUAGCAUAG